Messenger RNA from Patella vulgata (common limpet), 1335 nucleotides. Its product is annotated as heterogeneous nuclear ribonucleoprotein D-like. The record is from RefSeq and is a predicted model, not a curated record. The transcript is spliced from 2 exons. Gene Ontology annotation, molecular function: RNA binding. Gene Ontology annotation, biological process: regulation of gene expression. NCBI's taxonomy places the organism in Eukaryota, Metazoa, Mollusca, Gastropoda, Patellidae. Gene Ontology annotation, cellular component: nucleoplasm. Bases 171 to 1181 code for a protein of 336 amino acids.
UAAGAGACUGGAUAGUAAAGCGAACACAAAUGGCGGACUAGUGAAAAGAGCUCUAGGUUAUAUAGUCACGUGUUUUACCGGUAUUUUAGGGAAAAGACGCAUGUUAAAACGACGUAUUGUUUGAAAGAUUGUUACUAUAGUGUGUAGAUCAUUUUUAUUAAGCUUUCAAUAUGGCAGAAGUUCAGGAAGGUACAGAUUAUGAGCAAUUUGAAGAAGCCAACGCCAACGGUGAUUUCCAAGAACAAGCCGCAACCACAGAAUCAGAAAGCAUGGAAACAAAUGAACAAGCGGGCGGCGACGCGACGGUCGCUGAUGAUGGAACGAAUGAAGACGAAAGAAAGCUUUUUGUGGGUGGUCUAAGUUGGGAAACGACGACGAAAGACUUAAAAGAGUAUUUUGGAAAAUUUGGCGAUGUGGUAAAUUGCACCUUGAAAACCGAUCUCGAAACAAAAAGGUCCAGGGGUUUCGGAUUUAUAGUUUUUGCCAAAACAGAAACUGUUGAUAAAGUAUUGGAAGAAAAAGAGCAGCUUAAAUUACACGGACGCACAAUUGAUCCAAAGCGAGCAAAUCCGCGAACAGGGGCUAGGAAAAUCUUUGUCGGUCGUGUAGACCCAGCCUGUUCAGAAGAAGAUAUCAAAACAUAUUUUUCAACAUUUGGAAAAGUGGAAAAAAUUGAUCUGCCAUUUGAUAAAAUUAAAGAUCAGAGAAGAGCUUUCUGUUUUGUAGAAUUUGAAAGUGAAGAAGGUGUUAAGAAAGUGCUUGAUCAACAGAAACAUGUUCUAAGUGGCCAAGAGGUUGACAUUAAGAAGGCAACACCAACUGGUCAAGGCAGAGGCGGUGGUCGUGGUGGUGCUCGUGGGGGACGUGGUGGUUGGAACCAAGGAUGGGGAAACCAAGGUUAUGGUAAUCAAGGAUACAACAAUUAUGGUUAUGGAAAUCAAGGAUAUGGUGGAUAUGGAGGAGGAUAUGGUGGAUAUGGAGGAGCAUAUGACUACAAUCAGGGCUAUGGUUAUGGCGGAUGGGGUGGUUAUGAUCAGAGUUAUGGAAACUAUGGUGGAUAUGGAGGCUAUGACUAUUCUGGUGGAUGGGGAGCAUAUGGACAACAAGAUCAAACACAGCAGCAGAGUUCUUAUGGAAAAACUGGUGGCAGUAAACGCGGAGGUGUCAUGGAAAUUACAUAGUUAUUGUGGCUUUAUAGUCGGGAGUAAGCAACAGACUGCUCACUUGACUUACUGAUUGUUAAACUUUGUAACAUUUAAAAUAUAUGUCAAAAUAAUUGUCAACAACUGUUUUAUAUUUAUCAGUGAUAAAGCUUAAAAAUAUAAGUAAAAUGAA